Messenger RNA from Didymella exigua CBS 183.55, 156 nucleotides. RefSeq lists its product as uncharacterized. The transcript has a single exon. NCBI's taxonomy places the organism in Eukaryota, Fungi, Ascomycota, Dothideomycetes, Pleosporales, Didymellaceae. The record is from RefSeq and is a predicted model, not a curated record. The annotation marks the transcript as partial.
CAACUAGAAGAGGACCUAGUUAAGUAUAUAGAGAAGCUGACUAGGCGUCACUUGCAACCUACAAGUCGUAUAGUACAGAAUUUCGCAUCUGCAGUUGCCUCAAAUCCUUGCUCUGAAAGCUGGGUUACUUGCUUCCUCUACUGUCACUGCAAUUAG